Gamsiella multidivaricata is the source of this 1359-nucleotide messenger RNA. RefSeq lists its product as uncharacterized. The transcript has 4 exons. Gene Ontology annotation, molecular function: carboxy-lyase activity; hydrolase activity. Lineage: Eukaryota; Fungi; Mortierellomycota; Mortierellomycetes; Mortierellales; Mortierellaceae. The record is from RefSeq and is a predicted model, not a curated record. Bases 151 to 1149 code for a protein of 332 amino acids. Gene Ontology annotation, biological process: secondary metabolic process. Gene Ontology annotation, cellular component: cytoplasm.
UUCCAGAGUACUUUGUUUUCAAACAAAGCCCACCCGAGCUGCCUCCAGGGCGGCUGUGUUCCCGCUUCCUGACCCAGUCGGCCGAGCAGGGCCCCAAGACAGGCGACAAAGAGUACACGGUGUCUGAAACAGCACCUUGCCCCAUCAUCGAUGCCCAUGUUCAUGAAGCUGAUGGAUGCAGUGUGGACUUUCUUCGACAACUUUUACUGGCCCGUCCGCUACAAGGAGACUUACCUGGCCAAUCGAGCCGAUUUCCUGAUCGAGCAAGGUAUCCGUCACGUCAUUCUCUUGGUAUAUGCGCACAAGAAUGGAAUCGCACGCGAUCUCAAUAGAUUUCUGGCUCACACCGUGGAUGACAUGAACAAACGCUACGUUCAACCACAGUCCAACGGCUUCAAGGCAAGACGGCGAGUGGCCUCUGGACUCGGCACGGUCAUGCCAGGCGAGCCAGGCGCAACAGAGAUCCUGACCGAGGCCUUUACGACUUUGAAUCUGUCAGGCAUCAAGAUGCAUUCGCAUGUUCAAUGUGUGCCAGCCAACCAUCCGACCAUGGACGAGGUCUAUGAGACCUGUAUUCGCUUCAACAAGCCCGUUUUAAUCCAUGCGGGUAAAGACCCCAAUAGCUCUGCGUACAAGGUCGAUGCGGGCAAAAUUUGCGACGUGAGUAUUGUUGAGGAUGUGCUCAUCAGGUAUCCCAACCUUCGCAUGUGUGUUCCCCAUCUUGGAAUGAACCAGUACCAAGAGUUCUUUGACCUACUUGACCGAUUCCCAAACCUUUAUCUGGAUACAACCAUGACAUUCGGGUCAUUUUUUCAAUCAAUGGACGUGAACAAGCCCUUGACUCAAAUGAUGCGGACAAUGCUCCUCAAACACAGCGACCGCAUCCUAUACGGAACGGACUGGCCAAACAUUCCAUAUGACUGGUGUCGUGAGCUGGCCAACCUGGUCAGUCUUGUAGACGGGGAUGGCGAAGCGACGAGUGUCAGAAUCGAACCGAUGGUAACGGCGGAGAGGGGCAAGCAUCGCACGGUCGAUGGAGAUGCUGCGCUCGAGAGGGUUCUUUGGAAGAAUGCGGCCAAGUUCUAUGGAAUCUCAGAUGCAGAUCUGGGGCUUUCGAUCGGCCAUGGGUCACUAUCUCCCAGCUUGUAGCGCGUACGUCUUUACUUCAGUAGACAAGCGAGUGCCCUAGUAGUAAAUAUAGAGGCCUGCUGUUUCAGAAUGAAUUAGUCCAGUACAUUGCACUUUGGACAGGAAACAUAGGCGUACGAAUCAAUUGAUGCGCUCAGUUUUGUUGUGGAACGACCCGAUCUGCGAAUCAUAACCCGGAAUGGUGAGAGUGGUAUGCAGUCAAGGGCAUGC